This is a messenger RNA of Camellia sinensis, 1665 nucleotides long. The record is from RefSeq and is a predicted model, not a curated record. Lineage: Eukaryota; Viridiplantae; Streptophyta; Magnoliopsida; Ericales; Theaceae.
CAUUGAUAUACGGAGGAGAGAGAGAUGAGUUCCCAGGCGAAACAAAAAACACCGAACCCGAACCCAUGCACCCCUCAUGCGGUGUGCAUGCCAUACCCAGCACAAGGCCACAUCAACCCAAUGCUAAAACUAGCAAAGCUACUCCACCACAAGGGCUUCCACAUCACCUUCGUCAACACCGAAUUCAACCACCGCCGCCUCCUCAAAUCCCAGGGCCCCCACUCCCUCUCCGGCACCGCCUCCUUCCGCUUCGAAACCAUCCCCGACGGCCUCCCUCCGUCCGAGGCCGACGCCACUCAGGACAUCCCGGCACUCUGUCACUCCAUUAUGCACAACUUUAUUGAUCCCUUCAGAGUCUUACUCGACAAACUCAACGACGAGGCUGCUGCAUCGUCGGAGGUAACUCCGGUGACAUGCGUAGUUUCUGAUGGGGCAAUGGGCUGCUUUACUCUGAAAGUGGCUGAAGAAAUGGGCAUACCUGCUGUUAUUUUCUUCCCUACUAGUGCUACUGGCUUAAUGGGCCAUGUUGCAUUUCCCAAACUCAUGGAAAAGGGUCUUGCUCCACUCAAAGAUGAAAGUUAUUUAACCAACGGUUACCUAGACACUGUGAUAGACUGGAUACCAGGCAUGAAUGGCAUACGAUUAAAGGAUCUCCCAAGCUUCAUUCGAGCCACUGAACUGAAUGUCAUGAUUCAUUUCGUUUUGGAAGCAAUUGACAAAGCCCACGAAGCUUCGGCCAUCAUUUUCAAUACCUUCGACGCUUUAGAACAUGACGUUUUAGAAGCACUGUCAACAAUGUACCCACCCAUAUACCCCAUUGGCCCUUUUCAGCUUCUCCUCGACCAAUUCCCACAAAAUCACUUGAAUUCCAUUGGAUCAAGCCUAUGGAAAGAAGAAACUGAGUGCCUUUCAUGGCUUGACUCGAAACAACCCAAUUCAGUUAUUUACGUCAACUUUGGUAGCAUCACUGUUAUGACAUACCUACAAUUGAUUGAAUUCGCCUGGGGACUCGCUAAUAGCAACCAAACAUUCUUAUGGGUCAUUAGGCCUGAUCUGGUUGUUGGUGACUCAGUGAUUCUUCCACCGGAUUUUGUGAGUGAGACCAAAGAAAGGAGUCUAUUAGCAAGUUGGUGCCCUCAAGAACAAGUCCUCAAUCACCCAUCAGUUGGAGGUUUCUUGACACACUGUGGAUGGAAUUCGACUCUUGAAAGUAUUUGUAGUGGGGUCCCUAUGUUGUGUUGGCCAUUUUUUGCCGAGCAACAGACAAAUUGUUGGUCAUGUUGCAGCCAAUGGGGUGUAGGGAUGGAGAUAAAUAGUGAUGUUAAGAGAGAGGAAGUUGAGAGAAUGGUGAGAGAAGAGUUGAUGGCUGGAGAGAGGGGGAAAGAGAUGAGGAGAAAGGUCAUGGAGUGGAAGAAGUUGGGUGAAGAGGCCACAGCUUGUUCUGUUGGGUCAUCUUACUUGAAUUUUGAGAAAUUGGUCGGGGGUGUGCUCAUGUCUAUUGGUUCAAACCAAAGUAGUUAGUGUGUGUGCCAAUUUUCAUCUUCCAGGCAAUUUUCGAAAUAAGUAGUUUCUUUUUAUUUUGAUUUUUUAUUUAUUGUUUGCAAUAAUCAUGUGCAAGUAUGUCAAUGCGGGGGGGUUUGGGGAAGGGCUUGUACUUUGUUUCGA